AAACAAAAUGGCUGUUGUUGGUUAGGGAUUGACAUUUUAAUGUAUGUUUUUGAAAUUUUAACCCAAUUUGCGCAUAAAAAAUAAAUCAGCGAUGCUUCCAAAUGUUCCAGUGGAAGUGUUUUAAAAAACUUGUGAGUAUGUGUUGAGUCAAAGUGGUUCUUGAGUGAUGACCAGCCAAAACUCGCCAUUUCCUCAGAGAUAUCAACACAUUUUUGACUACAGUCAACAAACAGACGAUAAAUGGGAACCCAUGACCACUUCACAUCCACCCACAGUUCCUGCAAGGGGGAUCAAGAGGAGCACCCCUAGCGAAGUUUUCCGUCCACAUGAUGACCCUUCCUGGAUGGCGUCCCAAGAAGUGGCGUCACAAAUGGACAACAGUAUCAAGCACGAAUGUUUAAGAUCUCCUAAUAACAUGAACAUAAGUUCAGAUUGUAACAAUUUUAAAAAUGUCCGCCAUGACGUCAACGUUAACCAUGUCCCCAGUCUAAUGAGACCAAAUUCAAAAUUCAGUACAACACCGAGUUGGUUUCACGGUAACAUUUCUCGAGAAAAUGCUGAAAAUUUAUUGUCAGAACGGACCGAUGGACUUUUUCUCGUACGAGAAUCAACGAAUUUUCCGGGCGAUUAUACUCUGUGUGUGUGUUACGAUAAAAAAGUUGAACACUAUAGAGUAAAAUCAAACGGUGGUAAAUUAACAAUCGACGACGAGGAGUUUUUUGAUAAUCUCGAAGACAUGAUCGAACAUUACAAAAACGAUGCCGACGGUCUUUGUACGAAAUUAGUUAAAGCGUUGUGCAACGAAAAGUCAAAAGAAAACGACGACCUGUGCGUCAUUUCUGAACAUGAGCUCGAGAUUUGCGAGCCAAUCGGUAAAGGCGAAUUUUGCGAGGUGAUGUUGGGUAAAUGGAAGAAAAACAAGGUGGCGGUGAAGGUGUUAAAGGAUUCAAGCGAAGCGGAAGCUAUUUUGAUGAAAUCUCUUCAUCACGAAAAUUUGGUGAAUUUAUUGGGAAUUGUGAGAAAGAAAGAUCAGAUUUAUUUGGUGACGGAAUAUAUGAGUAAAGGAAGUUUAGUUGAUUAUUUGAGAUCGAGAGGGCGUUUACAUGUCACGAAAAAGGAUCAAAUCAAUUUUGCUUUCGAUACGAGUUCAGGCAUGGAGUAUUUAGAGAAAAUGCAUGUAGUUCAUAGGGAUUUAGCUGCUAGAAAUGUACUCAUUGCUGAAAAUGGGGUAGCGAAAGUGUCCGAUUUCGGAUUAGCGCGAAAUGAAAUGAAUCCGAUGUCGGAAUCGGCGAAGUUGCCGAUCAAGUGGACGGCUCCAGAAGCUUUGAAACGAAAUAUAUUCUCUAACAAAUCGGACAUGUGGAGCUUUGGGAUUCUCUUAUGGGAAAUUUAUUCUUUUGGGAGAGUUCCGUACCCGAGAAUACCUCUUGCUGAUGUCGUCAAGCAUGUAGAAAAAGGAUACAAAAUGGAGGCUCCAGAAGGCUGUCCUUCGGAAGUUUAUGAAAUUAUGAGACAGGCGUGGGAUUUAAGUCCGGAGAAAAGACCGACAUUUCAAAGCGUGAAGGCGAAACUUGCACAAUUGAAGCAACAGACUUCCUGAUUUAGUUCUAGUGUAUAAUAUAGAUAGAUGUAUGCGUGUGAGUGGAUGUGAAUGCACUUUGUGUGGUCCAUAAUGUAAUUUAACUUUUAUUGCAAUUAUUAUUCUAAUCAUGACUUUAGAUUUUUUAUUUUUACUGUACAAUUAUUUCUUUUGAAUGUUGUGUGUCUGACUAGAAAAAAUUGUUGAUUUUUCCGUACUCUUUUGUACACAAGUUGAUAUUUAUUUUUUAUUUCAAAUUAUGUAAAUUUGACGUACUUAAAUUGAAUAGUGUUCAAGUCAGCUGAAUCAAAAGUGACGUCGAUUUAUUUUGCUUUUUUUAGGUGUAAGCGUACUCAUUGGUCAAGUCCAAAUGUAAUUAUUUUGUAAAUGUUUUGUUUUAUAACUUUUCUAAAUUAAAAAUAUAUUAUUUUUUAUGUUA
Messenger RNA from Tribolium madens (black flour beetle), 2018 nucleotides. RefSeq names its product tyrosine-protein kinase CSK (gene Csk). The record is from RefSeq and is a predicted model, not a curated record. The transcript is spliced from 9 exons. Gene Ontology annotation, molecular function: ATP binding; protein tyrosine kinase activity. Gene Ontology annotation, biological process: protein phosphorylation. Bases 167 to 1600 code for a protein of 477 amino acids. NCBI's taxonomy places the organism in Eukaryota, Metazoa, Arthropoda, Insecta, Coleoptera, Tenebrionidae.